Knipowitschia caucasica is the source of this 411-nucleotide messenger RNA. NCBI's taxonomy places the organism in Eukaryota, Metazoa, Chordata, Actinopteri, Gobiiformes, Gobiidae. The record is from the annotation of a GenBank genome assembly.
AUGUACGUCUUCCAGUUGUUUGAUUAUUACGCCUGUAACGGGACCUGCAUUCUGUUUCUGUGUGUCUUUGAGACAAUAGCUCUUGGAUGGAUCUUUGGUGCAGAGAAAAUGAUUGGGAUCAUUAAGGACAUGACAGGCUCCACACCCAAUCUAUACUUCAAAAUCUGCUGGCUCUUUCUCACUCCAGGAGUGUCACUGGUCUCCUUCAUUUGUUCCCUGGUGGAGUAUCAGCCUCUCACGUUUAACCGCUGGUAUGUGUACCCGCCCUGGGCAUACACAGUGGGCUGGGUGCUGGCCUUCUCCUCCACGGUGCUGGUACCAGGGUGGGCCCUUUUCAAAAUGACCACUCAGUCUGGGACAUUGAAACAAAUGCACCCCAUGGUAGUGGCAGUGCCCCUUCUGAACGUGUAA